This is a messenger RNA of Cordyceps militaris CM01, 942 nucleotides long. Its product is annotated as bromodomain associated domain protein. Bases 1 to 942 code for a protein of 313 amino acids. The transcript is spliced from 2 exons. Gene Ontology annotation, cellular component: transcription factor TFIID complex. Gene Ontology annotation, biological process: transcription initiation at RNA polymerase II promoter. Lineage: Eukaryota; Fungi; Ascomycota; Sordariomycetes; Hypocreales; Cordycipitaceae. Gene Ontology annotation, molecular function: protein heterodimerization activity. The record is from RefSeq and is a predicted model, not a curated record.
AUGACCGAUAAGCGCGACCCGCCGCCGAUGCCCGAGGAAGCCGUCGCGAAGAGGCGGCGCGUCGACGGCAACGACUCCGUCAUGGAAGAUAGCUUCUCUCCAGGCACAGUGGAGGAUGCGCAUUUUGACUCCCCCGCCGCAGUCAGCUUUCCCCCGACACAGAACUUUAAUGCUCGAUGCGGUAUACAGCGUUCCAUAGCCCUUGUUGCAUCGCAUCUUGGCUUUGAAUCUACCUCUCCCCAAGUGAUGGAGAGCUUUACAGGGCUAGUGGAAGCUUAUCUAGAGUCCAUCAUCGAAGAAACGAAGCGGCUCGCAAUUGCAUCGCGACGCGAGCACCCAAUACCUUCCGAUUUCGAGAAUAUGCUCAACCGCUACAACCUACCAAUAUCAUCAUUAAUGCCGCAUCUGAGGAGUCCCAUUUCUGUCGACCCUAUGCCAACAUUUCCUUACCACGACAAUGCGCAUCUGUCGUCCGAGUUUAACCAACUGCCUUUACUUGGCUCUGAGCUAAGUGGUCAGGCGGACAAGGACGCAAAAUCAUACAUCCCGGCAUCGUUUCCCGAUUUUCCUAGCAAACAUACAUAUAAGUUUACGCCACAAGCUGACAUGAGGUCCCGAGACUCCCAGAAGAUCCGCGAAGAAGCCGCGUUGAGUGCUCAGCAAGGCGAAGAUGCCCUACGGCGACUAGUACGCGCAUCAAAGAUGCGCAAGCAGAAAGAGGCCAAGACCCUCGUGGAGAGAGACAACCAAGGCAAAGAGCGAUUCAGAUUAUGGGAGUCAACUAUGAAGCGAUUCAUGGGUGGAAAUUCGAAGAGCAGCGCCACGGGCCAGGUGGAAAUCGCAGAUCACAGUAUGAUUGUGAAUGGAGAUGUAACAUUCUCUCGCAAGGAUGUUCCGCGCAUAAGUCAACGAUCGGCUACCGUUCCUGGGAAGAGCUCUUGA